AUGGUGUUGAGACCCAUCAGGACCAGGCGGCAGUUCGCCACCCUGCUGGAGGAAGAAGAGGAGUCCCUGGUGGUGGUCUUCUUCGGGGCCAAAUGGUGUAACAACUGCGCUAGCAUCAAACCCUACUUCAAGAUGAAAUCCGACCAGAACCGCGACGUCAUCUUCGCCGAGGUGGACGUGGAUGAUUCGGAGGAUUUGGCCAGGGCUGUGGGCAUCACCUGCAUGCCCACCUUCCACUUAUAUAGAUGCCAGGAGAAGGCUGGAGAGUUCUCUGGGACCAAGAGGGAGAAGUUGGACCGCCUGAUAGCGCAGUUGAAAUAA
Amblyraja radiata (thorny skate) is the source of this 321-nucleotide messenger RNA. RefSeq names its product thioredoxin-like. Lineage: Eukaryota; Metazoa; Chordata; Chondrichthyes; Rajiformes; Rajidae. The coding region runs from base 1 to 321 and encodes 106 amino acids. The transcript has a single exon. The record is from RefSeq and is a predicted model, not a curated record.